UUUGCUCCGUGACCACAGUCCGUUUGAGGGAGUCGGCCGGAUCGCACACACCUAUUCUGUGCCCGAGCAGUCAAUUAGAAAUAGGAAAUUAGUAGAAACCGAAAUGUUUUGCGCCUUAUCAACGUUUCUAACAUUCAUUGGCUUCUAUGCCCUGGCCUCUUAUCUCUACGAGCAGCUAAGAACGCCCUACAAAUUGCUGAAAAUUCGGUAUUUCAGCAAUAGUAGACCCCCCCUAAAGGAACGAUAUGGAGAUUGGGCUGCUGUCACGGGAGCCAGUGAUGGCAUCGGCAAGGAAUAUGCCAAGGCUCUGGCCCGCCAGAACGUCAAUGUGGUCCUGAUCGCCAGGAACGAGGAGAAACUGCUGGCGGUGGCCAAGGAAAUUGCUGAUAUAAGUUCUGGUGUGCAGACAAAGAUUGUGAUUGCUGACUUCACCAAGGGCUCUCAGGUCUAUGAUCAUAUUGAAAAGGAAACGGCCAAUAUACCAAUUUCUAUACUUGUGAACAACGUGGGCACUGGUGCACCUACUUCUCUGCUGAAAUGGACCCAGGAGGCAACCCAGAACAUAAUCGACACCAAUGUGGUGGCUGUUUCGCAGCUGUCCCGCCUCUUCUUCCAGCGAAUGAAGGCGUCGAAGAUCAAGGGCGCUAUUGUGAACGUUAGUUCCGGAACGGAGCUGCAGCCCCUGCCCUAUGGAGCUUACUAUGCCGCCUCGAAGGCGUAUACACGCAGCUUAACCCUCGCCUUGUAUCACGAGGCCAAGCCGUUUGGCAUCCAUGUGCAGCUGCUGUCCCCCAAUUUCGUGGUCACCAAGAUCAACUCAUACUCCAGGCAGAUCAUGAAGGGCGGUCUGUUUAUCCCAUCGGCUGCGGCUUAUGCCCAGAGUGCGGUUGAUCAGCUGAGGGAUGGAGUGGACGAGACACCGGGUUUCCUGUGGCACCAUAUCCAAAAUGCCGUGGCCACCGCCUUCACGUGGCGUGUGCGUACCUAUACCGCCACUAAGAUCUUUAACAAAAUGUCGGACAAAAAAAAGCAGAAGUAAAAUGUUAAAACUA
Drosophila gunungcola (fruit fly) is the source of this 1052-nucleotide messenger RNA. RefSeq names its product hydroxysteroid dehydrogenase-like protein 1. The coding region runs from base 104 to 1039 and encodes 311 amino acids. The record is from RefSeq and is a predicted model, not a curated record. NCBI's taxonomy places the organism in Eukaryota, Metazoa, Arthropoda, Insecta, Diptera, Drosophilidae. Gene Ontology annotation, cellular component: endoplasmic reticulum. Gene Ontology annotation, molecular function: oxidoreductase activity. The transcript has 3 exons.